CUUUAAAUCGCGGCGCCCAGCGGGUCGGCGCCUCAGUACCCGAGCCUGAGAGCCACGGCAGCUUCUAGCAUCCGGACUCCAGCGUCACCCCGGACCCGGAACCCAACCCCGACCCGGACCCGGACCCGGACCCAACGUUCCUCCCGCGGCGGCGCAGAGAGCGGGACUCCCCGCGAUCACUUCCUCCGCGCGGCCCCGCCACCUCCUGGAGCCGCCGGCGCGCACCUGCGAACUCUCCGCCUUCUGCACCUGCCGCCCUUGAGCCGGUGCGGGCGCCCGGGCGAGCCAUGGCCAAUGCGGGGCUGCAGCUGUUGGGCUUCAUUCUAGCCUUCCUGGGUUGGAUCGGCGCCAUCGUCAGCACUGCCCUGCCCCAGUGGAAGAUUUACUCCUAUGCCGGCGACAACAUCGUCACCGCCCAGGCUAUCUAUGAGGGGCUGUGGAUGUCCUGCGUGUCGCAGAGCACCGGGCAGAUCCAGUGCAAAGUCUUUGACUCCCUCCUGAAUCUGAACAGUACUUUGCAAGCAACCCGUGCCUUGAUGGUGAUUGGCAUCCUCCUGGGACUGAUAGCAAUCUUUGUAGCCACUGUUGGCAUGAAAUGUAUGAAGUGCAUGGAAGAUGAUGAGGUGCAGAAGAUGCGGAUGGCUGUCAUUGGGGGUGUGAUAUUUCUUAUCGCAGGUCUGGCUAUUUUAGUUGCCACAGCAUGGUAUGGAAAUAGAAUUGUUCAAGAAUUCUAUGACCCCAUGACCCCAGUCAAUGCCAGGUAUGAAUUUGGUCAGGCUCUCUUCACCGGCUGGGCUGCUGCUUCUCUCUGCCUCCUGGGAGGUGCCCUGCUUUGCUGCUCCUGUCCCCGAAAAACAUCCUCUUACCCAACACCACGGCCCUAUCCAAAACCUACACCUUCUAGUGGGAAAGACUACGUGUGACACAAAAGCAAAAGGAGACAAUCUUGUUGGAACAAACAGAAAUGGACAUUGAAAUACUAAUCAUUGGCAUUAGGAACUUAGACUUUUGACUAUUGUAAUCUCAACUGUGGUAUUAAAAAAAAGAGUACCCCAUAUUUUUUAAACACCCAUUGCUAGAAAUGACUUAGUCUUAUAUUAUCUUCUUUCCUCAAUACAAGAGGGAAGACUUUUCCAUUUGUAUUACUGCUUCCCACUGAGUUGUCUUACUCAAAUGAAGGGAGGGGGUGCUCUCUAAAUAUAUAUAGAUAUGUAUAUAUACAUUUUUCUAUAAAAAUUAGACAAUUAAAAACUCUUCUCAGUAUGUUGAUACCAGCAUACUUAAAACAUCUUUAAAAUAGAAAAAUAUAUUUAAUUCUAUGUUGAU
Molecule: messenger RNA, 1326 nt
Organism: Carlito syrichta (Philippine tarsier)
Lineage: Eukaryota; Metazoa; Chordata; Mammalia; Primates; Tarsiidae
Gene: CLDN1
Product: claudin 1
Exons: 4
Coding region: 288-923 (211 amino acids)
Biological process (GO): cell adhesion; bicellular tight junction assembly
Cellular component (GO): plasma membrane; bicellular tight junction
Molecular function (GO): structural molecule activity
Source: RefSeq, a predicted model, not a curated record